GAGGGAUCUUAUGCAGUAUAGAGCGAACAGGGAAACAAGUCAAGUUGAAAUCGGUGAUUUUUUCAACGGUCAAGAUUACAAGGAAUUUGUCAAUUCAAAUGAAUUCACCAAUCCAGAUGACAUUCCUAUCUCUUUCUAUACUGAUGGUUUCGCUAACCGCAACAAACAGAAGACAAUUCAUGCUAUAUCCACGCAAUUAUCUUCAACUUCUACCCUUCUAUUACCAUAUUUCCAGGUCCAAAAAAGAAACGAAAGGAUUUGGAUUUGUUUUUGAUGCAUAUUGUUAUGGAAUUGAAGGACGUCUCGGUUCAUCGGAUGAUAAUCAAACAAAAUGAGCAAAGGUAUACCUAGUAUUGGCUUCCG
Molecule: messenger RNA, 363 nt
Organism: Mucor mucedo
Lineage: Eukaryota; Fungi; Mucoromycota; Mucoromycetes; Mucorales; Mucoraceae
Exons: 2
Coding region: 99-335 (78 amino acids)
Source: RefSeq, a predicted model, not a curated record